This is a messenger RNA of Lasiosphaeria miniovina, 621 nucleotides long. RefSeq lists its product as uncharacterized. The transcript has a single exon. Gene Ontology annotation, cellular component: nucleolar ribonuclease P complex. Gene Ontology annotation, biological process: tRNA processing. The record is from RefSeq and is a predicted model, not a curated record. Bases 1 to 621 code for a protein of 206 amino acids. NCBI's taxonomy places the organism in Eukaryota, Fungi, Ascomycota, Sordariomycetes, Sordariales, Lasiosphaeriaceae.
AUGUCGUCGGACGACCUGUCUGCUGCUCUCAAGUUCCUUUCAGAUGCAGGCCAUCUCUUGGCGUCCGCCUCCCCAGAGAUUUCGGCAUCCAUCAUGAGCCACCGAAACAGCUUGAUGUUCGAGAAUGAGCUAGCACAGCCCGAUACAGAGCGACAGCGUGUCUGCGGUUGCUGCGGCUAUAUCAUGAUUCUAGGCCACGGCAGCAGCUUGGACAUGAGGCACGAGAAGGCCGCGAAGACGAAACUUCGGUCUCUGGCGGGCGGGAAGCGCAAGGAAGCGCGUGUUCAAGAGCCCCGUUUUGGACCAACUAAGGUCCUUACAUGCGGCCACUGCGGAAGACUGACAGAGGUCAAGCUUCCGGCCCCCCGUCGGAUCGCAAGGCGCACGGCGCGGACACCGAAAGCCGGAAAACCAGGGCCGCCGCUCUCGACGUCGGCUCCUCCUCAGCUCCAACCAGUCCAAGACAUCGCUCCGUCACUUAAAUCAAACGCGAAUGCGAAUAGCAAAAAGAGAGCAAAGACCAGAAAGGCAGGGCUGCAAGCUCUGCUCGAUCAGGCCAGUUCCUCCAGAAAUUCCAAACUCGGGCUUGGAUUGAGUCUAGCCGACUUUAUGGAGAAGUAA